Molecule: messenger RNA, 1077 nt
Organism: Penicillium bovifimosum
Lineage: Eukaryota; Fungi; Ascomycota; Eurotiomycetes; Eurotiales; Aspergillaceae
Exons: 3
Coding region: 1-1077 (358 amino acids)
Source: RefSeq, a predicted model, not a curated record
AUGCCAAAACCUCUCUGGAAGUGGCGCUACGAGCAGAAGGAGGAGUUCCUCCAUGCCAUGUACCAAGGCCUCAGUCAUCUGGGGCCUAGGUAUAUCACCAACGAACUUGAGGAAUUUGACCUCCACCCGAUGGACUUCUGGACUGGCGACACGGACCCAUCAUUCAUCCCGUACUUUUUCCCAGACACGGAGACCACCUCCAAAAUCGCCAAUACCAAUAUCAAUCCCGAGGACCGCCUAGACGACCCGUUCACCUGGGCACGGGAGAUGAAGAGCCACGAAGGCCUUGACUCCCACAAGUUGCAUCAUGCCCUCUACGCGGCGUUCUCGAAGUAUCUCCGCAAAUCCCCCGGCGGCAAGCACCAGUCCGCGUGGUGGGAUGCAGUUUCCAUGAAGGAGGGUAAAUCCCUCUUCAACAGCAAUGACCGGCACGGCUUCACUAUUCAAAGUGGAGCACGGUGCGUCGAUGCGAAGUCAUCGCAUCAACUGGUUGUUAUGAAAAGCAACCAGUUGUGCCACGAGACCCUCCCGUCAACUGGAGAGGUCGUCGUCCUGCUGCGGUGGAUGCUUGAUGCUACCAAAAAGCACAAGCGUCUUAUGGGACGCCAUCACCGCCAAGAGCAGAAGCAGUAUGACUUCCCGACCAUGGUCAUCUCCUUCCUCCCGGAUGCCAGAGUCCGCAUCCUGCAUGGGUAUCUCGACAACGACUGCCGGCUCCAACUGGCCUAUACCCAGGCACUAAACUUCGACACGGAGGAUUACGCUGAGAAGAUGGACAUUCUCCUUCAAUGGGCUUGGCCCGAGGUGGAAGGUGACACCACCAAGCCCAUCCCGCUCCCACUCAUCGACGAAGAGGAGGAGGAUGAGUGGAUCAAGAGCGGAAAGACGGAGCUGCCCUGCGCGGAGUACAGCGAUGAGGAGAGUGACAGUGAUCUGCGGAGUGAUCUUGACGACAUAUGGACCAGCAGUGAGGACGAAGAUUCCUCCAGCGACUGGGAGUCGGUCGCAGACGCGGAUGAAGGGGUUACGUGCGACCAAGUCCCCAUCGGGGGUUGCGGGAGGAGGGGAGGGAAGUAG